This is a messenger RNA of Myotis daubentonii (Daubenton's bat), 2529 nucleotides long. It is a transcript of the gene PHETA2, whose product is annotated as PH domain containing endocytic trafficking adaptor 2. Gene Ontology annotation, cellular component: early endosome; trans-Golgi network; recycling endosome. Gene Ontology annotation, biological process: receptor recycling; endosome organization; retrograde transport, endosome to Golgi. The record is from RefSeq and is a predicted model, not a curated record. NCBI's taxonomy places the organism in Eukaryota, Metazoa, Chordata, Mammalia, Chiroptera, Vespertilionidae.
GGGUGGGGCGGCGGACGGCCUGCGGCGGUGCCCUGAGUUCGGGGCCGCCAGCCACUGACCAGCUCUGUGGCUCAGGCAGGUCCCGGCCUCUCGGGCCUCAGUUUCCUCCCCGCGAAGAUCGAGGGGCAUCUGGCGCGCUGGAAAUCACGUGGUCAAGUGGUUGAGCCUUGUGGCCAGACCAGAGAGGCCCCUGCCUCCCCCUAGGAAGCUCUGCUGUUCCUAUGGAGCCAUGAAGCUGAACGAGAGGAGCGUGGCCCACUAUGCACUGAGCAACUCCCCAGCGGACCACAGGGGCUUCCUGCGCACUUGGGGGGGCCCAGGGACUCCACCCACCCCCAGUGGCACUGGCCGAAGGUGCUGGUUUGUCCUCAAGGGCAACCUGCUGUUCUCCUUCGAGAGUCGAGAGGCCCGGGCCCCGCUGGGGCUGGUGGUGCUGGAGGGCUGCACGGUGGAACUGGCCGAGGCUCCCGUGCCGGAGGAGUUUGCCUUCACCAUCUGCUUCAGCGCCCCCGGUGUGCGUCCGUACCUGCUUGCUGCAGAUGGACCGGCAGCCCAGGAGGCCUGGGUGAAGGUGCUGUCCCGGGCAAGCUUUGGCUACAUGCGCCUGGUGGUGCGUGAGCUGGAGAACCAGUUGCGUGAUGCCCGCCAGAGCCUGGCCUUGCAUCGCCACUCAUCCUGGAAGGCGGGUACAAGCUCCUGUAAGAGCCAGCCUGCUGACCAGUUGUCUCGGGGCUUGGAGAACGGACACACCCUCUCCAGGGAAUAUAGCCCUAUGGGCUUGGUGGAGGCCGGGGGCAGCAGGCCAGCAGGGCGGAACUUGGCAGAAUGUGAGUUGCAGGGCCCUGCCAGCCUCCUAGGCAGGGGCCAGAGCCCCGUGUCCCCUGAGACCUCUUGCUUCUCUACCCUGCACGACUGGUACGGCCAGGAGAUCCUGGAGCUGAGGCGGGGGUGGCAGCAGAGGGCCCGGGGGAGCCAGCUAAAAUGUGAGCCACAGGAUAAGCCCUGAACCUGGACCCUUUGGGUGCUGCCCUUGUCCUGCUGGUCAGGACACCGGGGCCAAUUCUUUUUUUAGGAGUUUGAUGUUUACUUGUUUCCAAAGUUGCUUUUUUUGGAGGGGGUUUUCCAGGUUCCAGAUCCACCCUCAUACCUGGAGAGGCCUGAGGAAUCAUUACUUGUAUCCCCUUUAUUUUCUGAGGCCCAGAGAGCAAAGGUGGCUUGGAGGGUCCUUUGGUGGGAGAGGGCCUUCAGCCAUCACAGAGGGAUGGACUCUGCUCAGAAAGUGCUGGAGCCCCGUCCUCUCUCUCCUUCUGGCUAUCCUGGCAACAGGCGGUGCUGGAUGCUGACCCCGGAGGGACUGGUAGCUUUUACGUCAGCAGAAACCCUGACUGCACUCGGUACGCAGCUGCCAGCUCCUGGGUCUGCAGAGGGAAGCCGAAGAGGUGGGCAGGCAGUGUGGCUCCUCAGGGAAAGCCUGUUUGGUGUGGUUCUCAGUCUGGGCAUUCUCGGAGCUUGGGCACAGGACUCCUGGCACCUUGUGAUAAACCCUCUCCUGUCUGGUCUCCCAGAGGGGUGUUCCAGCUCCUGGCACCACCUGGGAACUUGCUCACCUGCCAAGACCCUCUCAUUGCCACCCUCCCUAGCAGGCCAGAUGUCUUCUUUUUCCAUUUAUUCUGGGAGGCACAGUGGCUGGCUCUAUAGAGCCAGAGGCCUGCCGAGGCUGAUGCCCUAUGGGCAUGGUGGCAGGGGCUAGAUGGGCGAUGCAGAGACUGUGCAGAGAACACCCCCACCCCCAACACACACAAUCUGCCCCUUAGCCUCUGCCACGGGGGCCUCGGCAGCCUGGCCAAGGCCCAGCUAAGGCCUAGAGCAGUGGUUCCCACCCUCUUGUGGCCACGCCCCACCCGAGCAUCUCUAACAUCCUGAUGGCCCCUCCCUGUGACACAGAAUUCUUAUUAUUCAAAAAGUGAACUCUUACGCACGUGGAGGAAGCCUAAAAGGCCAUUAACUUGAUCUAAACAAGCUUCCAAAGAACAUGGCAUCAUGAAAGAAAAAAAAUAAAAGAACGAAAGGACAGUAGACAUACCGAGGAAGAAACUACUAAGAAAUUGUUUUAAAAAAAUGAAAUAUGAAAAAAUAGCAAAUAAAGUUUCAAAACAUAAUAGAGAACUGAAAUGCAUAAAUGUCACAAUAUAUAUUUACAGACUGUAUAUGAGGUCCCUAGAACCUUAAGAAAUGCAAAAAAAUCACUGAUAACUCUCGCAUUGGCCCCCUGUGGGGCGUGUGCCCUCGUUGGGAACCACUGGCCUAGAGGCGGAGGCUCAGAGCCUCCAGGAAAGGCAGGAGGCUGAAAUGCGGGUUCAGGGUCCGGGACCUCUUCCCGCCCGACUUGUUUCCAAAGAGGAGGGGCCGCCUCCCCAGCCCUAACCGGAAGCGCCACACCCUUGUUUUAUAUAGAGAUUCCAGGCUUUUAUCUUUCUUAUUGUUACAGUAAUUUUUGUACGAUUAAAACACUACGUUCUUUUCUACUCA